This is a messenger RNA of Haliotis rubra (blacklip abalone), 396 nucleotides long. RefSeq names its product sericin-1-like. The coding region runs from base 1 to 396 and encodes 131 amino acids. The transcript has a single exon. The record is from RefSeq and is a predicted model, not a curated record. NCBI's taxonomy places the organism in Eukaryota, Metazoa, Mollusca, Gastropoda, Lepetellida, Haliotidae.
AUGACAACAGGAGGCACAUCUGGAAGCAGUGCGACAAUGACGACAGGAGGCACAUCAGGAACUAGCGCUACCCUGACAACAGGUGGCACAUCUGGAAGCAGUGCUACCAUGACAACAGGAGGCACAUCUGGAAGCAGUGCUACCAUGACCACAGGAGGCACAUCUGGAAGCAGUGCUACCAUGACAACAGGAGGCACAUCAGGAACUAGCGCUACCUUGACAACAGGAGGCACAUCUGGAAGCAGUGCGACAAUGACGACAGGAGGCACAUCUGGAAGCAGUGUUACCAUGACAACAGCAUCUCUAUUCCCAGCUACCGCAACCCAGGGGAUUAGUAUAUCUUCAACUGCUGCAACCCCACCUACGACAGCCUCUCUGUUUUCAACAUCAACAUAG